UUGUUAGAUUCAAUUGCUUCAUUAGAACUCCUCUUUCACUCUCUAGACGUGCUAGGAACUUAUUAGGAACUUUCCGAGUGUUAAACUCCCCGCUGCGCGCGCAGUGGACCGGCCACCUCCGUUCGCAGCCUCAGCCUCCCAUCCAUGAGCCAUUAGAUUUAACCCCUCGCUGUCCACCCCUCUUCUCCCUCCUUUGCUUCCACAACCUCUCCCCAGAAGAUGUCCGUCACUGUUGCCCUCGGAGCCCAAUGGGGCGACGAAGGCAAAGGCAAGCUCGUCGAUAUCCUCGCGCACACCUCCCAACUCUGCUGCCGGGCCCAGGGUGGAAACAAUGCCGGCCAUACCAUCGUCGCCAACGGCGUAACCUACGACUUCCACAUCCUGCCGUCCGGUCUCGUCAAUCCCAAGUGCAUGAAUUUGAUCGGCAGUGGCUGCGUCGUGCACAUCCCGUCGUUCUUCAAUGAACUGGACGCACUGGAGAAACAUGGCUUAAAUACCACGGGCAGGAUCUUUAUCUCAGAUAGAGCCCAUGUCGUAUUUGAUAUCCAUCAGUUGGUGGAUGGCUUGGAGGAAGUGGAGCUUGGUGGGAGCUUUAUAGGUACUACCAAGAAAGGCAUAGGCCCAACAUAUAGCACAAAGAUGACGAGGAGCGGCCUCCGAGUGUGCGAUAUCUUUGAUGAACAGGUGUUCGAGACUAAAUUCCGGAGAAUGGUGCACGGUUUCCAGAAACGGUUCGGCAAUCUCUUAAAGUACGAUCCAGAGAAGGAAAUUGCGCAAUACAAGGAAUACCGAGUCAAGCUGCAAGAUUAUGUCAUAGACCAGAUCCCACUUCUCACGUCUGCGAAAGAGAAGAAGUCAAACAUAUUAGUCGAAGGCGCCAACGCCCUCAUGCUUGAUAUUGACUAUGGCACAUAUCCCUUCGUCACAUCUUCGAACACCGGUCUUGGAGGAGUGAUUACCGGCCUCAGCUUAGGAUGGCGUUCUCUCACAGAGGUCGUAGGCGUCGUCAAAGCGUACACCACGCGCGUCGGAUCCGGUCCCUUCCCCACAGAACAAAUUAACUCCGUUGGUGAAAAGCUCCAAAACGUCGGCCACGAAGUCGGCGUAACCACGGGCCGCAAACGUCGCUGUGGUUGGCUAGAUCUAGUCGUCAUCAAACACUCGCACAUCUGUAACGACUACACAUCUCUCAACCUGACCAAACUCGACGUCCUAGACGACUUCGACGAACUCAAAGUCGCAACCGCAUAUUCCUACAAUGGCGAAUCCCUCGACUCCUUCCCCGCGAAUCCGGAGAUGCUGACGAAAGUCGACGUCGUGUAUGAGACACUCCCAGGUUGGAAAAAGCCAACGACGGGGGCGAAGGCUUUCUAUGAUUUGCCGCCGCAGGCGAGGCAAUAUGUCGAGUUUAUCGAGAAGUUUGUGGGGGUUAAGGUGAAGUGGAUCGGAGUGGGGCCGGCGAGGGAGCAUAUGAUUGUGAGGUAACAAUCAUGGCAUGUUCCCUCGGUUUCCUGACUCCUAGGCAGGAGGAGGUAGUAGGAGAUUUACCUAAAUGAUUCUGUGUACUUGUGUUAUGCUCUGCUGCUGUGGGUUAUAGCAGCAGGUGUGAAGUGUGAAGUAGCUUUUCAUGAACUUGGAGGGAGGUUAGGAAAACGAUAGAUAAUAGACAAAAUACAUUUCCC
Molecule: messenger RNA, 1682 nt
Organism: Lindgomyces ingoldianus
Lineage: Eukaryota; Fungi; Ascomycota; Dothideomycetes; Pleosporales; Lindgomycetaceae
Product: Adenylosuccinate synthetase
Exons: 6
Coding region: 220-1485 (421 amino acids)
Biological process (GO): 'de novo' AMP biosynthetic process; IMP metabolic process
Cellular component (GO): cytoplasm
Molecular function (GO): adenylosuccinate synthase activity; GTP binding
Source: RefSeq, a predicted model, not a curated record